Molecule: messenger RNA, 402 nt
Organism: Impatiens glandulifera
Lineage: Eukaryota; Viridiplantae; Streptophyta; Magnoliopsida; Ericales; Balsaminaceae
Exons: 1
Coding region: 1-402 (133 amino acids)
Source: RefSeq, a predicted model, not a curated record
AUGGCCGCCAAUUCCGAAUCGGAUUCGGAAUUAGUUGUUGAGGCCGUGAAAUGUGAGUCAUGUGGGUUCACGGAGGAUUGUACUCCGGCCUAUAUUUCUCGUAUCAGAGAAAACUACAACGGGAGGUGGAUUUGCGGCCUGUGUUGUGAAGCUGUUAAAGACGAGGUUUUGAGGUCCGACAAAGUCGACGUUACGACCGAAGAAGCAUUGAACAAACACAUUCAUUUCUGUCAAGAUUUUCAACAUUCCGGACAUGAGAUUCACCACUAUCAUCCCAUCUCUGCAAUUGGAAGGCUUCUCUGCCGGACUUUGGAUAAUUAUCCGACCCAUCAACACCAACCAUUUCCUCCUCCUCCUCCUCUUCGUCGCCGCCGCCGCCCUUUCUUACUCCCAUCAGAUUGA